UGUUACUCGUCGUUCUUGCACACUUGACGGUGUUGCGCUCCGCAGGAAGAGCCGCACGCAUCGCUGCAGUUCAGACGCGCAAAGGAGCAAAACCUCUUCUGUUUGUGCGCCACCUGACCGGAGACCCUCCUCUCAGCCCGCAUGGAUUACCGAGCCGAACCGAGCCAAAGUCCGACAAGUGUGAGAGGAGCCUCCCUGCUCGGUUAGACCGAAACGGAGCCGCGCCAAGGCUGCAAAAACACCAAAGUACAGUUCAAAGGUUUGUCACAGCCUGUGGAGACUUUAGGACAGUCACAGAAUACAGGAUAGUUGCAGGUUCCUCAAGAGCUGCCAAGUUUUUAAUCUCGGAAACCAGAGCCGAUGAAGGCGCGACGUGGAGGUUAAGCUCUGCUUUAUUCUCGGAUGAAACCGCACAGAGACGCACAGUUUGGGAUGUAGUCUGAAUUUCUCACAGCGGGAUGUAGUUUUGGCGGACCAGAGGGGACGAUUUGGACUUGGAGAAUGAACUUGGAGAGGCAGCUGUGCUUACUUUCUGCGCCGUGAAGACACAUCAAACCAUGGGUUGAAAGCGACGAUGAUGGACUGCGGGGAUAUUCAACGUGGGAAGGAGCAGAAUUUUCUGUGUUAUGUAAUGAUUGACAACGCCUGAUAAUUAGUGGUAGAUCCUAACACGAGCAUCCCCCCCCCUCCCCCGUCACCCCCACCCUCCCCCUUCCCCUUCAUGUCGACAGGUUGAACUUUUGCGUUUUAUUUUUGAAAGUGAAAGCUGAUACCAGAGCUGGUAAAGUUAAUGAUCAGAGCAUGUCACAGGUCUGUGGAUAAACUCAUUUAUUUUGCUGUAUUUUUAUUGCACAGCAAACCACCAGGUUGAGUUUAUUCAAGCUGUUUGAAAGCCUCACUUGGAUACCACUAACCUCUGUGACUGCCUCCCCUUCCAACCUCAGCCUGUUUUUAAGCAGUUUUCUCAUGAAAUUAACAUUAAUCAUGAAGCUCUCAACUCCUGAACUGCUCUGUGCUGAUUUCAAAAUGACUGCAGGAAAUCCGGCAUUCACCAGCUUCUUUCUGAGCUUUGAACUCUCUUCUUUGAUGUGCAUCGUUCUUUCAUAGCCACUAAGAUGCUAUAAUGCUGAUUUUUGCCCUCAGAUUUGGGGAUAUGUAGUCUCCCUGAAAUUCUCCACCUCCUAAUCUCUGUGACUUUCUGUUUCUGAACAUCCAAAGCCCAUAAGUUAACCUUCACCAGAGCCUUCCUCGGUCCCUCCCUCCCCCCCAACUCAUCAGGGCUGGUGGGGGGGUGGAUCUCGGCCCCUGCGGGGUCGAAACUGCGGCUGGCGGUGGGUCGUCACCCCAUCAAGGAAGGGCUCCCACCAUGGAGACCAGCCCAGAGAGCCCCAACCGGGCCGUGGAGUACCUCCUGGAGCUCAACAACAUCAUUGAGAGCCAGGCCAAGCUCCUGGAGACGCAGCGGCGGCGCAUUGAGGAGCUGGAGGGCCAGCUGGACCGGGUCAGCCAGGAGAACCAGGACCUGAGGCAGGAGCGCAGCCCACGCACCCCUGGAGCGGACACCCCCGAGCAAAACCACAACCACAGCCAGCCCCUGUCCCUGCCCAUCCAUCACGGCGGCGGUGCUGGAGGUGGCGGGAAUGGAAGCCCCUCGACGUCUCAGGUGGCAGCCGGACCCGCUGCCCCGACUCCUGGGCCCAGCAGGGAGAGGAGAACCCACACCAGGCUGACCCGAGGCCUCUCCUGCGGUUCCUCCACGACGGAUCGACUCGAACGCACCGACAGCCAAGACACCAACACCAGUUCCACCUUACGCAGAAAUGUGGAAGGGGAAUCCCAGUGUCCUGAGACGGGCACCCACAAAGACAGCUCUUUCAGCCAGGCGCCUUACCUUCGCGGCUCUGAACGCUACAGUGACAGCAGCAGCGCUCCCUCCGGUUCCAGGGGCCCUUCAUGUGUGGCUGCCAGCUCAACCAGCUUGGCCUGGGCACUGCGAACACGCCACCAACCUGCAAGUUUGGCCCUCCGCAAGCAAGAGGAAGAGGAGAACAAGAGAUGCAAAGCCCUUUCAGAUAGUUAUGAACUCUCAACAGAUCUGCAGGAUAAGAAGGUUGAAAUGUUGGAGAGAAAGUACGGAGGCUCCUUUGUAAGUCGUAGAGCAGCGAGGACCAUUCAGACGGCCUUCAGACAGUAUCGCAUGAACAAGAACUUUGAGCGCCUCAGAAGCUCCGCUUCAGAGAGUCGCAUGACACGCCGCAUCAUCCUGUCCAACAUGAGACUUCAGUAUUCUUUUGAUGAGCGACAGCCUCAGCAGCAGGCCCAGACACAGACCAACUUCACCCACAGCGUGGCCAUAGGGCCUCCUCACUCACCUGACCCAGACCGCACAGGAGACUACACCCACCUGGAGGACUCCUUCUCCAAACAGGUCAAGUCCUUGGCUGACUCCAUAGAUGAUGCCCUUACCUGCCGCGCAGGUCGCGAUGACUCCCAGGAGGGCAGCAGGGAAGGAGGAGGGAUGAGCGAAGACUUUGGAGAGUGUGUGUGGAGCAGCAGCAGCAACCCCUCCUCCCAGAGAGGUUUGGGAGAAAGAGGCAGGGGUCCAGGAGGAGGACUCAGUAUGCACGGUGACAGUACGGCCACCUCCUACAGUGAUGUCACCCUUUACAUGGAUGAUGGCAUGCCAUCCUCCCCGCUGUCCCUUGACCGGGCACCCAGCAGCACAGAUACAGAGUACUGGGGCCCCGGCGGUGGUGUUGGAGGUCGUGAGGACAGCAGGGACACUGAGGGAGGCGGCAGCAGUAACAGUCGCCGCAGCACCCCAUGUACGGAGUGCAGGGACUAUCGUCUCAGGGGCGCACAUCUGCCUCUCCUCACUAUUGAGCCGCCCAGCGACAGCUCAGUGGACAUGAGUGACCGUUCCGACCGCGGCUCUCUGAGCAGGCAGCUGGUCUAUGAGCAGGAGCCUGGUGUAGGUGCAGGCUCCCCUCAGGGAACCCUCAAACACUCCCCCAACACCGGCACCCGCACCUCCUCCACAGCAGCAGCCCAGGGUCAGACCCGGGCCCCUGGUAGACCCAUACCUACACAUAUCCCACACCAGGUUGCAGCUCACCACCACCACCACCACCACCCCAUCCACCACCAUCAGUACCCAGACACACCUUCAUCCUCCUCCUCCCCACAGCAGCCUCCCACCACCCCUCUGUCCUCCUCCUCCUCUACAGCUCUGCCUCCUGGUGGUCUGGAGCAGCCGUGCUGCUCCGAUGGAGACAACGAUUCACUCAACUCCACCACCAACUCCAAUGAAACAGUCAACUGCAGCUCAGGCUCCUCAUCUCAGGACAGCCUGCGGGAACCUCUGCCUCCUCUGGGCAAGCAGACCUACCAGAGAGAGAGCCGCCAUAGCUGGGACUCUCCACCCUUUAACAGCGAUGUCGUGCAGAGACGCCAGUAUCGCAUUGGUCUCAAUCUCUUCAACAAGAGAAAGGGAUCCAAGUACCUGAUAGAGAGAGGUUUUGUGUCAGACACUCCUGUCGGGAUUGCUCGCUUCAUCCUGGAGAGAAAGGGCCUCAGCAGGCAGAUGAUUGGAGAGUUUCUGGGAAACCGACAGAAACAAUUCAACAAGGAUGUUUUCAGCUGUGUAGUGGAUGAGAUGGACUUCUCAGGGAUGGACCUGGAUGAUGCUCUUAGGAAGUUCCAGGCUCAAAUUAAAGUUCAGGGAGAAGCCCAAAAAGUGGAGAGGCUGAUAGAAGCGUUCAGUCAGAGAUAUUGUGUGUGCAAUCCAACCCUGGUUCGGCAGUUCCAGAACCCCGACACCAUCUUCAUCUUGGCCUUCGCCAUUAUUCUCCUCAACACAGACAUGUACAGUCCCAACGUCAAAGCUGAGAGGAAGAUGAAACUGGAGGAUUUCAUCAAGAAUUUAAGAGGUGUAGAUAACGGUCAGGACAUACCCAGGGAUCUGCUGGUUGGUAUCUACCAGCGAAUACAGAAAUGGGAGCUGCGGACCAAUGAUGACCAUGUGUCCCAAGUGCAGGCAGUUGAGAGAGUCAUUGUGGGCAAGAAGCCUGUGCUGUCCCUUCCCCAUCGUAGACUGGUGUGUUGCUGCCAGCUCUAUGAGGUGCCAGACCCCAACAGACCUCAGAGGACAGGAGUGCACCAACGGGAGGUCUUCCUCUUUAAUGACCUGCUGGUGGUGACCAAAAUCUUCCAGAAGAAGAAAACCGCAGUGACUUACAGUUUUAGACAAUCUUUCCCUUUGGUUGAGAUGCAAGUGCACAUGUUCCAGAACUCAUACUAUCCUCAUGGCAUCCGGCUGACCUCACCAGUCCUGGGUGGGGAGAGGAAGGUUCUUAUCGUCUUCAUGGCACCCAGUCAGCAAGACCGCACCCGCUUUGUUAGCGACCUCAGGGAGAGCAUUGCUGAAGUGCAAGAGAUGGAGAAAUACAGAGUUGAGUCGGAGUUGGAGAAACAGAAAGGUGUGAUGCGACCCAGCUUGUUAACUGGAGGUGUGGUUGGAGGUGGCAUAGGUGUGAAGAGUGACGUUGUGAAUGGGACCAUAGGAAGGACAAGUUUUGAUGACAACUGCUCAGUGGGUGAAGGUCUAAAACGCACAGCACUCAGCUCAUCUCUCAGGGACCUAUCGGAGACAGGGAAACGUGGUCGCAGGAACAGUGUUGGUUCUCUGGACAGUACCAUGGAAGGCUCCAUCAUUAGCAGCCCACAGCCUCACCAGCGCUACCCGAUGCCAGGUGUGCUUCCUGGCUGCUACGGAACAGAAGACUUCCGGCCUCACCGCCCCAUCCUGAGCCCCGGAACGGGGGUGGGGGGUGGGCCGGGGCAGCAACAUACCACUGCUGGGACAGGAGUUGGGGGAGUCUCCAGCAGUGUAGAGAGAGCAGGUUCGGGGAGCGGCCCUGUGGGGAGCAGCACCAACAACAGCGGCUCCUUCCUGGGCUCCCUAUUCGGCAGCAAACGCGCCAAACCACCAGGGCCCCUUAUUCCACCGGGGCCACCAUACCCCGCACCUGUCCCCCCACCGACUACGGGAGGGCCCCCACCUCACUCCCCUUCAUCUCUUUGCCAGCUGGAGGGGGGUGCGUCCAAACUCCAGGCCCUACACGCACAGUACUGUCACGCGGGCACCGUGCAGCCCCCGCCACCUUACUACCAUCACCAUCGCUACCACGUCCAAACUGUCCCUCCUCCUUUGCAAGGGGUGCCCCCUCUUACUAUGCAGAGAGGCCCACUACCCUGUCGACCUCCGCUUGGCCUGCCGCACGCCCCACACCCGCAGCUGGCCCAUCUCUCCCAGCUUUCCCAGCAUGGGCUUCCGGGUCGCUACGCCAACAUGGUGGUGGGAUGUCCCCCCCUUUCUCCUCUCUCCCAACAUUCCCAGAACCCACAGUUCGCCCUCUACCACGCGCAACCCUUACACUCUCUCAGAGGGGGCGGCGGACCUGGUACCAAGCCCCCACUCACCUUGUCACACUCCCACCCCCACCCCCACGCACACUCCCAAACCCACCCCGGACACGUGCACACGCCGCACCCGGGAAGCCACUCCACGCACCAAACACACUUCAUAUUCGGCACGCUGCCCCACAACAUGCCGUCCGCGUCCGUCAAUGCGCAUCACGCAGCCUCCGCCGGCCAGUAUCUGCCCCAGUACCCUCCUCUCUCUUCCAUCCCCCCUCCCCCACCACACUCCCCUUCCCCCCCUUCGUCCCCCCUUACCCCUCUUACACCUCUCUCCCCUCACCCCCAGCACCCCGGGCAGCCUCAGCAGGGGCCGCAGGUGACGGGGGCUGGAGCGACAGGUACAGGGGGCAGCUCCAAAUCCAAGCCUAUCAACCGGAUAAGUACCGUGGUGUGAACAGGAUGUGGAGCUCCAGGGUUCACAGGGGAGACGACAGAUUGGAGGAGGUGGGCAGAACUCGGUCCCGCACCAAAUCUGCCAGGACGGAGAGCAACAGCAGCAGCGCUAGUGACAAGAGGAA
This is a messenger RNA of Acanthochromis polyacanthus (spiny chromis), 5999 nucleotides long. RefSeq names its product IQ motif and Sec7 domain ArfGEF 2b (gene iqsec2b). NCBI's taxonomy places the organism in Eukaryota, Metazoa, Chordata, Actinopteri, Pomacentridae. The record is from RefSeq and is a predicted model, not a curated record. Gene Ontology annotation, biological process: regulation of ARF protein signal transduction; actin cytoskeleton organization. Gene Ontology annotation, molecular function: protein binding; guanyl-nucleotide exchange factor activity.